AUGCACAACAAAACGCAUUCUGAAAUAACCAAGUGGAUUGAUGUCCUCCGGACACAGCAAGGAGAUAAUUCCACCACGAGGCUCAGGAAAUACCAGUACACUGAUCACCCAUCCAUCCAAGGUCCCUGGACUCCAUUCACAUUUAAAAACCCAGCGCUCAAUACUGCAGAGCUACCGAACCAGGCAUACGGAGCAAAUGACAGGUUACCGAUGUCAGCUACAGAGCAACUUCGGUUGAUGUUCGAAGCUCAGAAACUGGGUAAAAAUGAAGAAUUAAAGACCGCAGAGUGA
This is a messenger RNA of Spodoptera littoralis (African cotton leafworm), 291 nucleotides long. Lineage: Eukaryota; Metazoa; Arthropoda; Insecta; Lepidoptera; Noctuidae. The record is from the annotation of a GenBank genome assembly.